Molecule: messenger RNA, 1913 nt
Organism: Saitoella complicata NRRL Y-17804
Lineage: Eukaryota; Fungi; Ascomycota; Saitoellomycetes; Saitoellales; Saitoellaceae
Product: putative amino acid permease
Exons: 4
Coding region: 141-1793 (550 amino acids)
Biological process (GO): transmembrane transport
Cellular component (GO): membrane
Molecular function (GO): transmembrane transporter activity
Source: RefSeq, a predicted model, not a curated record
UAUCAUCUAGCUGCGGGUGCCUUCGGAUAUCGUCCCUUUCUGCUGUUUUCAGGAGAAGGAGAGGAUGUUCGUUGUGCUGAGAUUAGACCGCGAGGACUUGAUCACGGUUAUGCGUGCGUAAGGAAUGCUAUGAUGAUCUAAUGACCCUUCUCCCUCCUCCUCUUCUAGGGGUAUAUGCCAGUCUUCUGCUUCCCCGUACGAGACCUGGGCCUGGGAAGUGGAGGAAUGAGGGGCACCGUCUAGGAUACAAGCAGUCUCUCCACCGUACCUACAAAUUCUUCGAGAAUUUCGCCGCUUCGUUCGCUGCGUUGUACUUUAUCGGUGGUAUCCGUGCUACGUUCUACUAUGGAGCCUCCGCCGCCGGUCCCGCCGCGUACUGGUCCUCCUACGUAAUCACCUGUAUCUUCGCCUUCAUCACCGCCGCCAUGCUCGCCGAAGUCUGCUCCGCCCUCCCCGCCGCCGGCUCAAUCUAUUUCUGGGCCGCCGAGUCCGGUGGACCCAAGCUCGGUCGUCUCUUCGGUUUCAUUGUGGCCUGGUGGUCCUCAACCGCUUGGACCACCUUCGUUGCGUCCAACUGCCAGGGUGCGGCGAAUUACUUGUUGAGUGAACUCGCGGUCUUCGGAAAGUGGACGACCGAUACUACUGAUAUCAAGUUCCGUGCUGUGCAGUGGGCUAUUGCCCAGUUUUUCUUGAUGUGCUGUAUCGCGUCGAAUUACUUGCCUCCCCGUGUGUACAAGUGGAUCUUCAAGAUCGCUACUGCGAUUAUCUUGUUGGAUUUCGUCCUCAAUGUGAUUUGGUUGCCGAUCCGCGUUAGCCAGACGUAUGGGUUCCAAAGUGCGAAGUGGGUUUUCACCGAGACUACCAACUCGACUGGAGCCCCGAUGGGAUGGUCCUGGGUUCUUUCUUUCUUCUCUGCUGCUGGUGUCAUUGUCGGAUUCGACGCCUCCGGCCACGUCGCUGAGGAGACCAAGAACGCGUCCGUCGUUGCCGCCCGUGGUCUCUUUUGGUCCGCUGUCGCUUCCGGUCUCUUCGGUUUCGCUACCGUUAUCCUCUUCUUGUUCUGUACCCCCAACUUGGAGGUUCUUUCUUCCCUCAUUGCGCCCCAGCCGUUCGUGCUCCUCUACGCCAUGGCCCUCGGAAAGGGUGGACACAUUUUCAUGAACAUCAUCUCCAUCAGCGCAUUGUUGUUCAAUACCUCCGUCGCGAUUGUCGCUUCCUCACGUUUGGUGUACGCUAUCGCUCGUGAUGGAGUUCUUCCCUUCUCUGGCUGGAUCGCGAAAGUUUCCCCGUCCGGUCAGCCCCGUAACGCUGUUACCGUCAUCUGGGUCGUCGCUGCCCUCAUUCUCUGUUCGAUCUUGCCGUCGAACGUGGCGUUCACCUCCCUCGUUUCUGCUGCUGCUCUCCCUACUAUCGCAGCAUACGCCCUCAUCGCCUUCGGCCGCCUCUUCCUCACCCCCAAGGCUUUCCGCAACGCGCCCUGGUCUCUCGGUAUCCUCUCCAAGCCCUUCCAGGUCAUCGCUCUCGUCUGGAACCUCUACAUCCUCGGUGUCCUCUCCUCGCCUCUUUACUACCCUACCUCUGCUGCUACGCUUAACUACGCCCCUGUCAUUUUCGGCGGUAUCACGUUGUUUGCGGUGCUGUGUUGGUGGUUUACCCCUGCUGAGGCGUGGAUGAGGCAGAAGCCUUUGGAGGAGGUUAUCGAGUUGAGUCAGGAGGGAGGACACGGUGGUCACCAGUCGGCAUUUGUUGCCGGUGUUAGGCAGAGGAGGGGGUCGAAGGGAUCUAGCGAGUGAAGACAAUGGAAAGAGUUUAUUAAUGGGAAUACGACUUUUAGGAUCCGAGGUGAGACGGUAUAAUUAAUGGCAGGAGGUGGAUGUUCUUGGAAGUCUCGAUAUAUGAGGUGUUAAUUGAUU